Molecule: messenger RNA, 837 nt
Organism: Thlaspi arvense
Lineage: Eukaryota; Viridiplantae; Streptophyta; Magnoliopsida; Brassicales; Brassicaceae
Source: the annotation of a GenBank genome assembly
GUGAAAUUCUUCUUUGGGGGAGGCAUCAACACCCCUUCUAAAAGCCCUUCAUUCACCGGUGCGAAGUCUGCAUCAUCUUCCUCCAUUGCUGCCGAAUCCUUAAAAAAUGUUCCCAUAGCGUCAACCAUUGGGUCGUCCGUGAAGAUUUCAUUGAGAGGGGCUUUGAAGAGUCAUCUUCGAGGAGGUCAUCCUUAUCAAUCCAAUCCUCAAUUCUGGCUGCUCCAGACUCCUCUAAGUCCCCUUCCCGUGGAGGGCUCUGAUCCCCAAGGUCCGAUUGGUGCAGGUCGUCUGCAUCAUCAUCCACGCCACCAAGGAGAUGAGAAAUCGACGGCUCUUUUUCUUCUAGAACUUCCUGUCUCUGAUGAAUCGCCCAAGUCGAUGCCUUUGCCUUUUUUCCUUUGUGACAACGGCGGCUUUUUUUGCAGAGGUUCCAUAAUAGUCCUUCCGGAGUCUGAGUCACGGUGGGACUCGCUAGCAGCAGAAGCCAAUGAAGGCACAAACUUUCUGGCCUCCCCUGCAGGGUUUUGGUUCCCUUGUACAUGGGGCUUGUCUCUCUUCCUCAUGUUGGCCUUUGGGGGGAGGUAUAGAUUCACAGAAACGGGGAUUGGGGUCAUACCGAGAGCCACUACCGAGCUCACGACGGUGCGCGAGGAGGGUCGGUUCGGUGAAGCAUUAGAGGGCGGUUUCCAAAAACGGUUUGAGGAGAUAGAAAUUAGUGAGAAGAGAGGCCAGGAUGUCGGGAAACAAAAGACAGAAGUCAUGUUUUCAGAUGUCCGUACAUGGGGGCGCUCGAGAGAGAAUGGCCAGAGUCAAGUACACAUAUACUUACAAACUACG